Condylura cristata (star-nosed mole) is the source of this 3151-nucleotide messenger RNA. It is a transcript of the gene UBA7, whose product is annotated as ubiquitin-like modifier activating enzyme 7. The coding region runs from base 26 to 3058 and encodes 1010 amino acids. The record is from RefSeq and is a predicted model, not a curated record. Gene Ontology annotation, cellular component: cytoplasm; SUMO activating enzyme complex. The transcript has 24 exons. Gene Ontology annotation, molecular function: SUMO activating enzyme activity. Gene Ontology annotation, biological process: protein sumoylation. NCBI's taxonomy places the organism in Eukaryota, Metazoa, Chordata, Mammalia, Eulipotyphla, Talpidae.
CCUAUUUUCCAACCUAAGCCUCAGGAUGGAUGUUCUGGCGACCUCCAAGUUGCUGGAUGAGGAGCUGUACUCCCGGCAGCUGUGUGUGCUGGGCUUCCCAGCCAUGCAGAGGAUUCAGAAAGCCAAGGUCCUACUCUCAGGGCUUCAGGGCCUGGGGGCUGAGGUGGCCAAGAACCUGGUCCUAAUGGGUGUGAGCAGCCUUACCCUUCAUGAUCCCUACCCUACCUGCUGGUCUGAUCUUUCUGCUCAGUUUUUCCUCUCAGAGAAGGACUUGGAAAAGAGCAGAGCUGAAGUGUCUCAAGGACCUGUGGCUAAGCUCAAUGACGCUGUUCAGGUCUGCGUCCACACAGGUGACAUCACUGAAGACCUGCUACGGAACUUCCAGGUGGUGGUGCUGACUGCCUCAAAGCUGGAGGAGCAGCUGAAGGUGGGCACCUUCUGCCACAAGCAUGGAAUCUGCUUUCUGGUGGCUGAUACCCGGGGCCUUGUGGGGCAGUUGUUCUGUGACUUUGGUGAGCACUUCACAGUACAGGACCCUACAGAGACAGAACCCCUGACAGCUGCCAUCAAGCACAUCUCCCAGGGCUCCCCUGGGAUUCUCACUCUCAGGAAAGAGGCUGAUGCCCACCUCUUCCAAGAUGGGGAUUUGGUGACUUUCUUGGGCAUUGAGGGCAUGGUGGAGCUCAACGGCUGUGCUCCCCACACCAUCUGCGUGCAGGAGGACGGCACCUUGGAGAUUGGGGACACAACAGCUUUCUCUCGUUACUUGCGUGGGGGGGUUGUCACUGAGGUCAAGAGACCUGAAAUCGUGAGCCAUAAGCCUCUGGAUAUAUCGUUGCUCCAGCCCCGUUUGGUAACCCAGCGUCCCCAGGAAGAUCAUCGUGCUCACAGCCUGCAUCAAGCCUUCCGAGCACUGCACAAAUUCCAGCACCUCAAGGGCCGCUUGCCCCACCCCUGGGAUCCUGGUGAUGCAGAGAUGGUGGUGAACCUGGCCCGGGCCCUGGAACCACUGAAGGGCACAAGGGGAGAGCCUUUGGAAGAGCUGCUGGAUGAGGCACUAGUGCAGACAGUCGCCCUGAGCAGCUCUGGUCACUUGAGUCCCAUGGCAGCCAUAUUGGGUGCAGUAACUGCCCAAGAAGUGCUGAAGGCAGUCUCCAAGAAGUUCAAGCCCCUGGACCAGUGGCUGUACUUCGAUGCCCUGGAUUGUCUUCCAGAAGAUGGGAAGCCCCUUCCCAGCCCUGAAGACUGUGCCCCGAGAGGCUGCCGCUAUGAUGGGCAAAUCGCAGUGUUUGGGGCUCAUUUUCAGGAGAAGCUCUGCCACCAGCACUACCUCCUGGUGGGUGCUGGUGCAAUUGGCUGCGAGCUGCUCAAAGGGUUUGCCCUCACUGGCCUGGGGACCGGGGACAACGGGGGCGUGACCAUUGCUGACAUGGACCAUGUAGAGCGCUCCAACCUCAGCCGCCAGUUCCUCUUCAGAUCCCAAGACAUUGGGAAGCCCAAGGCCACCGUGGCAGCAGAGGCCGCAUACCGCCUGAACUCAGACUUGAAGGUGACCCCAUUCACUUACCCACUGGAUCCCACUACAGAGCACAUCUUCGGGGACAAAUUCUUCUCUAGUGUGGAUGGUGUGGCUGCUGCUCUAGACAGUUUCCAGGCCCGAGACUAUGUCGCUGCUCGCUGCACCCACUACCUGAAGCCACUGCUGGAGGCAGGCACACAGGGCACCUUAGGCAGCGCCUCAGUGUUCAUGCCACACGUGACUAAGACUUAUGCAGCCUCGACCGGCACUGCCUCUGAGGAUGCCCCCUAUCCUGUCUGCACUAUACGGCACUUCCCCAGCACAGUCGAGCACACCUUGCAGUGGGCUCGGGAUCAGUUUGAAGGACUCUUCCGUCUCUCUGCUGAGUUCAUCAACUGCCACCGACAGGGGCUCUCUUCUCUGUCAGACACAGAAGGGCAGAGGCUGACCCUACUGCAGGAGGUACUGGGUGAACGGAGAGAGCGUCCACAAACCUGGCGAGACUGUGUGGUGUGGGCGGUUAGCCACUGGCAGCUGUGCUUCCAUCAUGGCAUCAGGCAAUUGCUGAGGCACUUCUCACCUGAGAAAGUGCUUGAGGACGGAACUCCCUUCUGGUCGGGUCCCAAACAGUGUCCCCAGCCCUUGGAAUUUGAUGCCAACCAAGACACGCACCUCCUCUAUGUGCUGGCUGCUGCUAACCUGUACGCCCAAAUGCAUGGGCUGCCUGGCUCACAAGACCAGAAUGCACUCAGGGAACUGCUGAGGGUGCUGUCACUGCCUGGCCUCCAACACCUGGCAGUCUCCUUCACGAGUGAUCUGGAGCUAGCUCAGGAUUCCACUGAGUUGGGUCCUGAGCAGUUGAAGAAAUUGCAUGAAGCUCUGGAAGCCUGGAGCAAGGGUCCUCCCCUGAAGCCCCUGAUGUUUGAGAAGGACAAUGGUAGCAACUUCCAUAUGGACUUUGUGGCAGCAGCAGCUAACUUACGUGCUCAGAAUUAUGGGAUCCCACCGGCCAACCGUGUUCAGAGCAUGAGAAUCAUGGGCCAGAUUAUUCCAGCCAUUGCCACCACUACAGCAGCUGUGGCAGGCCUGAUGGGCCUGGAGCUGUACAAGGUGGUGGACAGCCCACGGCCCCUUGGUGCAUUUCGCCACAGCUAUCUGCAACUGGCUGAAAACAUGUUUAGCCGCUGGGUACCUCCUGCUCCAGACAGCCACACGUUUCAAAACCUGAGGUGGACCUCUUGGCACCGUCUGAAGGUGCCUGCUGGGCAGCCCGAGAGGACCUUGGAGUCAUUGCUGGCCUAUCUCCAGGAACAACACAAGCUGAAGGUGAGGAUGCUGCUGUAUGGCCCAGCCGUGCUCUAUUCAGUAGGGUGGUCACCUGAAAAACAGGCCCAGCAUCUGCCCCUCAGGGUGACGGAACUGGUGCAGCAGAUGACAGGCCAGGUGCCUGCGCCUGGGCAGCGGGUGCUGAAACUGGAGCUCAGUUGUGAGGGUGAGGAGGAGGACACUGCCUUCCCACCCCUGCAUUAUGAACUAUGACGGCAACGCCACCACCCAGCCCUAUCAAGUCUAGCAUCUGAGCCCACUAAAGAGGCACUCAAUAAAUGCCCGCUGGAGCAGAGUACGUGGAGA